Molecule: messenger RNA, 7188 nt
Organism: Fundulus heteroclitus (mummichog)
Lineage: Eukaryota; Metazoa; Chordata; Actinopteri; Cyprinodontiformes; Fundulidae
Gene: eif2ak3
Product: eukaryotic translation initiation factor 2-alpha kinase 3
Exons: 18
Coding region: 327-3653 (1108 amino acids)
Biological process (GO): protein phosphorylation
Molecular function (GO): ATP binding; protein kinase activity; protein binding
Source: RefSeq, a predicted model, not a curated record
UGUGCAAUGAGAAACUGAUACAUUAAACGCGAGGGCAAGGAUGACUUUGAGUGUCCAAUGCUAGUGUGGAAACGAGGCGGGAUUUAGGGUAACCAAGGCAAGACUCAGUCUAGUAUAAAGGGAAUAACAUGGAGUCCCAGAGGCUGUUUAUGUUUACUUAAAGAACACAUUCGAGGGGAGCGUAUUUUCAGACUCAGCGCCCUUUUUUUAUAUAGAUAUAUAUAUAUAUCGUUUGAGUUUUUGUAAACUUUCUUUAUUUUCAUGUCCAGGUUCACUUGCUCAGUGGCAUGUGAAUCUGCUACUUUACUAAUGUGCCAGUCUUACAAAUGGAAAGGGGGCUUCACUUUGGAAGCGUGAGCAUUACCCCGGUGCUCCUGCUGCUGCUGCUGCUGCUCAAGGCGCUCGUAGGUUUCGGGACUCCGCAGGCUCAGGGCUCCGCCACCGGACUGGAGCCCCGGUCCGAAAUCCGGGGUUUGACGGAGGCCACCUUGGGGGAACACGGUCCCAGCGCAGCCGUGGAGGAGAGCGGCUUGGAGAACGCGGGCAGCCCGGCGACUGGAGCUGACGUGACCGUGGAGGACGACGACAAUGGGUCGGCGGGGGAUGCCGACGAGUCCCGGGGAGAAAGUGACAGAAUGGUUCCGCCUGCGAGGUCACUCGUGAUCAUCAGUACCCUGGAUGGCCGCAUCUCGGCGCUGGAUCCUCACAACCAGGGCAGGAAGCAGUGGGACCUAGAUGUUGGCUCAGGGUGCUUGGUGUCCUCCAGCCUCAGCAAACCUGAGGUAUUUGGCAAUAAGAUGGUCAUACCUUCACUGGAUGGUGCCUUGUUCCAGUGGAACCGGGACAGGGAGAGUAUGGAGGCCGUGCCUUUCAGUGUUGAGUCGCUGCUGGAGUCCUCCUACCGCAUCGGAGAGGACACUGUCCUGGUCGGGGGCAAGUCCCUCACUACUUAUGGUCUGGGGGCCUACAGUGGCAAGAUUCGGUACAUUUGCUCUGCGGGAGGCUGCAGUCGAUGGGGGGACGAAGAGAUGGAGACGGAGGACAUGCUCCUGCUGCAGAGGACUCAGAAGACAGUCCGAGCCAUCAGGCCUCGAUCAGGAAUGGAGAAGUGGAACUUCAGUGUUGGGAGCUUUGAGCUCAAACUUGUCCCCGAGAAGCAGUCCGGAAUGAACUUUCUGGAGGGAGACGUAGGGAGCGAUGACGCCUGGAACGAAAGCCAGCGAGUCAUCAUCGAUGAACCAAAGGAGAGGGAGCAAAUGGACAACAAGCAGAACCAAAACCAACAUUUGGACCUCGUCAUCAAAGUGUCUGUUCCUGAUUGGAAGGUCAUGGCCUUCAGCACCGAGCCCAACGGACAUCUGGUCUGGGAACACCAGUUCUGCACACCCAUCGCCUCUGCCUGGCUGGUGGGCGGGGGUAAAGUCACACCGAUCAGCCUGUUUGAUGACACUGCCUACAGCAGCCAAUCAGAAGCUGAAGAGGACGAAGAGGAGAAUUCUGAUAAAGCCCAGGGUGCUGCAGAGUCGAGUGUCUACCUCGGGAUGUUUCAGGGACAGCUCUACCUCCAGUCGUCAGUGAGAAUCUCUGAAAAGUUCCCCUCUAAAGCCAUCGGAUCGGAGAAAGAUGUCAUUUCUCUCCCCGUUGUCAAAUGGAAGCCGCUUAUACAGUCCCCAUCUCGGACUCCAGCUCUGGUCGGCUCUGACGAAUUUGAUAAGUGUCUGAGUAAUGACAAGUAUUCCCAUGAUGAAUACAGCAAUGGAGCCUUGUCCAUCCUUCAGUAUCCGUACGACAACGGCUACUACUUCCCCUACACCAAGAAUUACCGGGAGAAACGGGAGAGCGCCAUUAGCCUGAUUAAGGGAAACGAGGCGGGCUCAGACAUUCGUAGGAGGAAGGACCCGGUGCUGCUGCUGCCCUGGUGGAAGGAGAUCCUCGGCACCAUCCUCUUCUGCAUCGCUGCCACCACCUACGUCGUCCGCAAGUUCUUCCACCCUCCUGCCCCCGUGGCCUACGUCAGGCAACGGAAAGAGUCUGAGACGCAGUGCCAGACCGACAGCAAGUUUGACCUUGAAGUUGUAGAAUCCAAAGAGCAGGGGGUCUUGGAGAGCCGCUUCAGCGAAUACGUGUCCAGGUACCUGACAGACUUCGAGCCCGUGCAGUGCCUUGGCCGAGGGGGCUUCGGCGUGGUCUUUGAAGCCCGCAACAAAGUGGACGACUGCAACUACGCCAUCAAAAGAAUCCGCCUGCCCAAUAGGGAGCUGGCCCGAGAGAAGGUGAUGCGAGAGGUGAAGGCCCUGGCCAAGCUGGAGCACCCGGGGAUUAUCCGUUACUUCAACGCCUGGCAGGAGAGCCCCCCCGAGGGCUGGCAGGAAGAAAUGGACCAGAGGUGGCAUAAGGAUGCCAGCAUCACUGACUGGCAAAUGAGCAUCCUCGACCACAUGGAGGUGCUGUCAGUCAAGGUCCCAGUGUCCAGCUCUGUGUCUCCUACCUCUGGCCCUCCAGGAGAUGCUCUGGAGGCGUCUGGCGAUGGCCCAGGCCUCCUCUCCAACAGCACAGUCGGCUUCGGGGCCGACGACGGCGACCUGUCCUUCCAGCCGCUGCUCGGCCACGACAGCCUGAUGUCGGAGAGGGACAGCCAGGCCGACCCCGACGCCUCAGACACCCCCAACUCCUUCGAGCUCUGCCCCCCGCGCGGCCCCAGCGACUGCACCUCUUCGUCCUUCGACAUCGUGUUCGAGGACUCUGGCUGCGAUCGGGAUGCGGAUGCUGACACGGACUCGGGUGCGAGCGCGACCAGUCCCAAAACGCUGACGGAGAAGAGAACGACUUCUUCUUCGUCGCACACCAGACAGCAGGAGCCUGUCACUCCCUCUUCCUCCAGUCCUCCACGACCGACCUCGCUCACCCUGGCUCUGCCUGCAGCGUCACCAGCCCAGCGCUUCCAGCCUUCCCCAAAGGUGUACCUGUACAUCCAGAUGCAGCUCUGCCGGAAGGAGAACCUGAAGGACUGGAUGGCUCAGCGCUGCCUGCCGGACCAGAGGGAGCUCAGCCAGUGUCUGGACAUCUUCCUGCAGAUCGCUGAGGCUGUGGACUUCCUGCACAGCAAGGGUCUCAUGCACAGAGACCUUAAGCCUUCUAACAUCUUCUUCACCAUGGAUGACGUGGUGAAAGUGGGAGACUUUGGCCUGGUGACCGCUAUGGACCAGGAGGAUGACGAGGAGGAGCCGAGCGUGUUGACGCCUGCGCCGCUCCUCACCCGGCACACGGGCCAGGUCGGGACCAAGCUCUACAUGAGCCCCGAGCAGCUCUCUGGUAACUCGUACUCUCAUAAAGUGGACAUUUACUCGCUGGGUCUGAUCCUGUUCGAGCUGCUGUAUCCCUUCAGGACCCAGAUGGAGCGAGUGAGGACGCUCACAGAGGUGAGAGAGCUGCGCUUCCCAGAGGUGUUCUCCAGAAACAACGCUCAGGAGCUGAGCAUGGUCCGCAGCAUGCUGUCUCUGAGUCCAGGCGAGCGUCCCGAGGCAGCAGACAUCACUGCCAUGUCCCUCUUCCAUGAGCUGGAGCUGCCCUGCCGGCUCGCCGUCAGGCAGCGCUCCCGCACCUACAGCUCCUCUUCCAUGGGCCGUCCCUCACGGCAGACGCCGUCCAGCUGAAAGUCCAUGGGUACGACCUGCCACGCCCCAGCGCCGUUCGCCUCAGAACUCCCCGUCUGCUGACCUGCCACCCAUGAGGGGGCCCCUCCUGGCCAUCAUUACUUUGUGAUCCCAGAAUAGCAACAAUAACUUUUAAAUAUAGACAAUAUCCUGCACAGUUACUAUAGAAAACACGUGUCAUUUACUGUUCAUGCAGCAUUAUACUAUUCCCCGUUUCACCCUUAAAAGGGAAAGGUUAUUUCAAAAGUGGAUGGACUUAGCUGAAGUUGCACUGCAAAAAUGGUUUUGUGGGUAUUUGAAGGAAACUGAACGCCAGACGGGGAGCCUCUACAGCUUUCAGCCAGCUCUGUGUAAACCUGCCCAGUGAUUUAUUUGCAGUGUUCACCUGGGAUUUUUUCUGUAAAAAACUGCCACUUUCUUUACUGGCCUAACAUGGCAGAUAAAAUCAUCCUCAACACCGAAGUCGGUGACAGCAAUGCUAAAAAGAAAAAGAUCGGGUCAAAACAUGCUGCUCGCUCCCAACAUUGAGCCAGUGUUCAAUCACACAUGCUACACCUCAGGUAUCAAAACCAAGGGGACACUCCAAAGUGGCCUUUGAUGCUUGUAGGAACACCAGGUGGUGUUCUCACACACAAUUUGCCUGAUUUGGGAGACCAAAAAAAAAAAAAAAAAAGACCAUCUUUUUUCAUAAUCAUUUUUUAAUACAAGACGAUGUUGUAUUGCGUAAAAAGGAGUUUGAGUCCUGUCCAUCAGAUGUACCUUGCCUUUAGAAAGGGGCCGUUUGCCCUCUCAGAGUGACUGCCGAGCCCUCGGCUCAUGUCUUUUUGCAUGUAUCAGACAGGACAACGAGGGAGUGAAUGUGAGCUUUUUUUUAAUCUUAAAGCCAGUGCUUUUCUCUGUGUAAAUUUUCCAGAUCGACUCCGAGGUGCUCAAUCCUUUUCUAACACCUCUUCUUUACUAUCUGUACAUAGCUGAAGGCAAAACCUUGUGUAAAUCCUUUUUUUGUUAAGAUCAAAUUGACUGAUGUUGUAAAUAUCAUAAGGCGCCAUUGCUUGUAAAAGGCUUCGUUUUUUUUUUCAUAUUGACCUGUAAGAUAGUGUGAUAUACUGUGAGAGACGGAACAAAGACGAGGUUCGCUCUUUGCCAUUAAUGGAUAGCUGAAUGUUACAGUGUGACCCCCCCGGAGACAGGCGACGCUGGUCACCUCUUUGAAAUUAUUCUCAGUGUUUGUUUUCUCAACUUGCGGGAACCAAGUGGACAGCUUUGCCUUGUUUUGAGAAAAAGAAGACCAGAGGGGAGCUUGCAUGACCCAGAGUGCCAUUUGGAAAGACAGCUAAGUGUACUUUUCUGUAACCGACAACUCACCUCAUAUUAUGGAUUAGCUUGACUGUUGUGAUUUAACACCUUCCUGCUGGUGUCCUCCCUAAAACACAACAGAAACUCGUAGACCCACUUAUGAGGCUUUUCCAGGCUGAAAAGGAAUACUUCUGAUAGCUAAUGUUGUGUGUAGGGUUACGACAAUUACUUCAAUCAAUUUGUAGAGAUGUACUGAGAGAUCAGGUGGAGACCAGAAUGGAAGAGCUUUGAUAUAUUUUUCAAUCAUACUCAAGCAUUACCAGUUGGUGAUAACCGUAACUCUACUCGGUACUGCCGGAAGAAGACUUAGUCAGGUCUUUUCAGUCUCAGUAUGGUGUUUAAAAAAAGAAAAGGUGAGAAUACCUGCUGUUGAAUUGGGCUGCUACAACAAAGCCAGACCUCGGCGAGAGCUGGUCAUUUAGCUAUUUUCCUAUUUUUGUUUCGGCCGUUUUGUAGCUAAUUUUUUCUGGUAUAAGAAAAUACAGCUUGCUUAAAGAGACAACAAUGUGUACCCACCUUGGAUCAGCACAGUGUACCAAGAAAGUCUAUUUCCCAUUCCGAUUCUGAACAAGUCCCAUGUUUUGUUUUGUUUUUCUUUUCCUCAAAGCUUUUGAUUUGGGGGGUUGUGUAUUGACAAGUCAGAUUCUCCUAGUUAUCGGUAAGAAACAAGACAAUACCCCCCUAUAUGAAAAAUAAAACAACAAAAGUUGCAGAUAAAUGUUCAGUGACAUACUUGCUGUACGUUUGAGUUAUGCAUACAAUGGGGUAAAACUGGGCUAACUACAGCUAGCAUACUAGCAGCUAUCAAAUCACACUAGUUUUGUGAUCACGUUCAAUCGUGUUCUUCCCAGAUCCAACCUCUGACUUCCAAGACAAGUUGAAGACUGACCACAUGUAACAUACAGGAGAUGGCUGUUCUGCAGCUUACUUAGUUUAGUAAGUUAGUAGUUUUAUAUUUAAAAAAAUGUUACAAGUUAGUCUUCGUUUAUCAAUUGAGGCAUAUAUCCAUAACCAUUGUCUAUUUUGGUUUACUUUUUUAAGUUUACUACAAAAAAGUGUAUCAGUCAGCUGAUGCGUUUCAAGAACUAAAUUAGUGGGUCUUAGUCUUGAUGCAUUUAAUUAAUGGGGUCAAAAUAAUUUACUCUGAUCUCUUGUGGCUAGAUCGGUGCAUCUCUACAAAACAAACAGAAAAACUAAAUUCCUGAGUUCUGCAGCUCUCCCGCGUUGCAGGAAAACAGCAUUUAGAUAAAAAGUCGGUACUGUUUUAUCCCCUCUGCUCUGUCUGUGGGGAGCCUGGACCUGGUAAAGGUCAUGUAAUCCACAUGGCCUUUGUUUUAUGCGCUGGAAGGGUCACAUGACCUGUUUGGAACUACACACACGAACUGUUAAUUAUAGUUGUGCUUUCUAUGAUUGUACUUUUCUAAAGAUGUUUUCACAGUCUGCAGUUUUUUCAUUGUCCUGCUGCGUUUUUCGUUUUUUAGUCUACUGCUUCAGACGCACAAAGACAAACUGAUGUUUGUUCGUUCAUUCCCCCCGUCAGCUUACACAUGAUGACCCGUCGUAAAAUGAUCAGUUCCCUCUUUGCAUCUUUAAACAAAACAUUCUCCCACCCGGUUCUGUUAAAAAUGGAAACUAGGAAGAGUAGUUUAUUUUGCUGAACAGAUUGCCCUGGAGGUUCUGGAAAUGUCCUUUGACAGGAGUUAUUUCCUGAGUGAAUUGUCCUCCAAAGACUUGUUGGAUAAAGGAAAAACUUUGCUUCUUUAAUCACCUGCAUUAGUAAAUACCGUGUCAUCUUUGUAUACUGACUCUAGCAUUUGCUGAUUAAUAUAUUGUCAGAAUCUACAGAUUGCUUUGUUCACUCAAACCAAGAAAAUGUGAUUCCAUUAUGAGUUUUCCAUCCUGUUUGCUUUUUUUAAAAGGAAAAAAAACCUUUUCUGUCAAAUGAAUUCCAUUCUCUGUCUCAGGCCUCUGGCUGGACAUGCAUUUGCUCGAUCCUGUGCACCAAUCCCAUUCCUCUGUCCGUGUUGAACUGUAAAUAUGUCAAUUCGGUUUAUUUAUGUUUUGUUGCCGUGAUCAAUCCUUUGUGGGUUGGUGUUAUAUUGAGCGCUUCAUGCGUUGAAGUGCAUUGGAAUACGACUUCUAAUAAGUCUGAAUUUAAUAAACUGUUCUAUACAAUUUU